Molecule: messenger RNA, 3126 nt
Organism: Candida dubliniensis CD36
Lineage: Eukaryota; Fungi; Ascomycota; Pichiomycetes; Serinales; Debaryomycetaceae
Gene: RIA1
Product: GTPase
Exons: 1
Coding region: 1-3126 (1041 amino acids)
Biological process (GO): cytosolic ribosome assembly
Cellular component (GO): cytosol; ribonucleoprotein complex
Molecular function (GO): ribosome binding; GTP binding; GTPase activity
Source: RefSeq, a predicted model, not a curated record
AUGAAGAUUUCACCAGAGACAGUGAAUAAGUUACAACUGGAUGCAUCAUGUAUAAGAAAUAUAUGUAUUUUAGCACAUGUUGACCAUGGUAAAACCUCAUUGAGUGACUCGUUGCUAGCCACUAACGGGAUCAUAUCUCAACGUAUGGCAGGAAAAGUCAGAUAUCUUGAUUCAAGAGAAGAUGAACAAUUAAGAGGUAUAACCAUGGAGUCCUCGGCAAUUUCGUUAUAUUUUAAAGUCAUGCGAUUGCAACAAGGGUCACAAGAGCCAGACGUUCGUGAGCAUUUAAUUAAUUUGAUUGAUUCACCAGGACAUAUUGACUUUUCUUCUGAAGUAAGUACUUCUUCGAGAUUGUGUGAUGGGGCUGUUGUUUUGGUCGAUGCUGUGGAAGGUGUAUGCUCACAAACAGUCAACGUUCUACGCCAGUGUUGGAUUGAUAAGUUGAAGCCGUUGCUAGUUAUAAACAAAAUUGAUAGGCUAAUCACAGAGUGGAAAUUGUCUCCGCUGGAAGCAUACCAGCACAUUUCUCGAACUAUAGAACAAGUGAAUUCGGUGAUUGGAUCUUUUUUUGCUGGUGAUAGGCUAGAGGAUGAUUUAAAUUGGCGUGAGGCAGGUUCUGUGGGGGAGUUUAUUGAGAAAAGUGACGAAGACUUGUAUUUCACACCUGAAAAGAAUAAUGUAAUAUUUGCCUCGGCAAUAGAUGGGUGGGCAUUUUCAGUCAAUACGUUUGCCAAAAUAUACCUGAAGAAGUUGGGUUUUUCUCAACAGGCAUUAUCAAAAACUCUCUGGGGGGACUUUUACUUGGAUAUGAAAAACAAAAAGAUUGUCCCUGGCAGAAAAUUGAAAAACAAUAGUAACAAUUUGAAGCCGUUGUUUGUUUCUUUGAUUUUGGACCAGAUCUGGGCUGUUUAUGAAAAUUGUGUUAUCGAAAGGAAUCAAGAGAAGUUGGAGAAAAUAAUUGAGAAAUUAGGGGCGAAAAUCACACCUCGUGACUUGCGAUCCAAAGAUUACAAAAACUUGCUAAACUUGAUUAUGUCUCAAUGGAUUCCAUUGAGUCAUGCAAUAUUGGGAUCAGUGAUCGAAUAUUUGCCAAGUCCCAUUGUUGCUCAGCGUGAAAGAAUCGACAAGAUAUUGGAUGAAACUAUUUAUAGUGCUGUGGAGUCAGAACUGGACAAAUCGAAACUAGUCGACCCUUCAUUUGUCAAGGCUAUGCAGGAAUGUGAUAGUUCACACCCAGAUAUCCAUACGAUAGCUUAUGUAUCUAAAUUAUUAUCGAUUCCCAAUGAAGACUUACCCAAGGUUAGCAAUUCAUCGAUUGGAGGAUUAACUGCCGAUGAAAUACAAGAAAGAGGAAGAAUUGCACGAGAAUUAGCCAAAAAGGCAUCUGAAGCAGCUGCCUUGGCACAAGAAGCUUCCAAAAAUGAAGAUAAAUUUGUCAUUAAACCCAAGAAGGAUCCAUUUGAAUGGGAAUUUGAGGAAGAGGAUUUUGAGAACGAGGAUGAUGAGAGUGAUGCAAACGGGAUUGAAGAAUCAACUGAAACCAUAGUAGGCUUCACUCGUAUUUAUUCUGGAUCUUUAUCUCGAGGUCAGAAACUAACGGUGAUUGGACCAAAAUACGACCCUUCAUUACCCAGAGAUCAUCAGACCAACUUUGAACAAAUAGCUAACGAUAUUGAAAUCAAAGACUUGUUUUUAAUUAUGGGACGAGAAUUAGUGAGAAUGGAUAAAGUCCCCGCAGGUAAUAUUGUUGGGGUUGUUGGAUUAGAUAAUGCCGUGCUUAAGAAUGCUACUAUUUGUUCGCCAUUACCUGACGACAAACCAUACAUUAAUUUGGCUUCCACGUCGACCUUGAUCCACAAUAAACCAAUUAUGAAAAUAGCAGUUGAACCAACAAAUCCAGUAAAACUAGCAAAAUUGGAAAGAGGGUUAGAUUUAUUGGCCAAAGCUGACCCUGUUUUGGAAUGGUAUGUCGAUGAUGAGUCGGGUGAAUUGAUUGUUUGUGUCGCUGGAGAAUUGCAUCUAGAACGAUGCUUGAAAGAUUUGGAAGAGAGAUUUGCUAAGGGCUGUGAAGUUACUGUUAAAGAGCCAGUCAUCCCCUUUAGAGAGGGGUUGGCCGAUGAUAAAAUCAGCACCAACACCAGCAGCAAUAAUGAAGAACAUGAAUCUGAUGAAAGCGAAGAUGAACUUGCUGAUUUAGAAUUUGAUGUUUCUCCGUUACCCUUAGAAGUCACUCAGUUUUUAAUUGACAAUGAAACGAUUAUUGCUGAAAUUGUCAACAAUAUGCAUGACACUCAUGAAAUUAGAAAAGAUUUUGUUGAAAAGUUUGCUAAUAUAAUUGACAAUUCUAAUUUGACUGCUCACUUCCCAAACACCAAGUCUUUUAUUAACAAUAUAGUUUGCUUUGGACCUAAACGUGUUGGACCUAAUAUUUUCAUUGAGGAUUAUGGGUCAAACCAAUUUAGACAUUUGCUCAGUGAAUCAGCAACUGAAGCUCGAUUUGUUUAUGAGAAUAAUGUGUUCAAUGGGGUCCAAUUGGUUUUCAAUGAGGGCCCAUUAGCAUCUGAACCAAUGCAAGGUAUUAUUGUUAGACUUAAGAAGGCAGAAAAAAGAGAAGUCGGCGAGGAUAAGAUAGUCAGCCCUGGUAGAAUAAUAACACAGACUCGUGACUUGAUUUACAAACGAUUUUUACAAAAAUCACCACGUUUGUUUCUUGCAAUGUAUACUUGCGAGAUCCAAGCUGCCACCGAAGUGUUGGGUAAGGUUUAUGCUGUUGUUCAACGACGUGAAGGUUCAAUUAUAUCAGAAGAAAUGAAAGAAGGUACGCCCUUCUUUACGAUUGUGGCAAGAAUCCCUGUGAUUGAAGCCUUUGGGUUUUCUGAAGAUAUUAGGAAAAGAACAUCAGGGGCAGCUAGUCCUCAAUUAGUUUUUGAUGGGUAUGAUAUGUUGGACAUCGACCCAUUUUGGGUUCCCCAUACUGAAGAAGAAUUAGAAGAGUUGGGUGAAUUUGCAGAAAGAGAAAAUGUUGCCAGGAGAUAUAUGAACAAUAUCAGAAGAAGAAAAGGGUUAUUUGUUGAUGAGAAAGUCGUCAAAAAUGCCGAAAAGCAAAGAACUUUGAAAAAAGAUUAG